Molecule: messenger RNA, 5586 nt
Organism: Theileria equi strain WA
Lineage: Eukaryota; Apicomplexa; Aconoidasida; Piroplasmida; Theileriidae
Product: helicase family member protein
Exons: 1
Coding region: 376-5586 (1736 amino acids)
Biological process (GO): nucleosome organization; regulation of transcription by RNA polymerase II
Cellular component (GO): nucleus; chromatin
Molecular function (GO): ATP-dependent chromatin remodeler activity; chromatin binding; ATP hydrolysis activity
Source: RefSeq, a predicted model, not a curated record
CGGGGUAGUAAACGGAACGUUGAGCUAGUGGCCUGCAUAAGGCUAGAAAUUUGAGAUAAAAAAGUAAAACGGCCGUCCUGUUUUAAAAUUAGCCGAAUUUGUGCAUUAAAAUCGCCAUUUUCCCGACUUUUGACUUUGGGGGAAAUUGCGACAUCCAACAGCCGAAUUUGUUGGAAAAACAGUCUCGCACAAAUAGACAAACAAGUCGUACAUGUAACAGAACGUCUUGUGCUCGAAAUUAAACAAAUAGUACAAAGCGGAAGGAAUACUACAAAACCACUUUUGCUACACACUCAAAGUGGCAUAGGAUCAAAAAACACCGUUGUAAGCCAUCAUGUUAAACUUGUAAAAGAAGGAUAAACACACUUUCUAGACAUGGAAAAUAUGCAAGAGCCCUCACAGGCGAUCAAACCAGAAGGAGAAACUUCCUCCGGCCAACAAAGUCUUGGAUCUUCCAAUGCAUUACAUGCUGGUCAACCUGGAGCUAUUCCAGGCACUGGAAUUCCAAACGGAGGACAGGAAGGAACCUCUGGGGAACCUAGUACAAAUCCACAAAUGUAUUAUCAAAAUCCAAUGAUGUACGCAAUGUACUCGCAAGGAGGAGGGCAAGGAACGGUGAAUGCGGCAAACAAUCCGCAAAUGAUGCGAAUGAGACAACCAGGGCUAUACUAUUAUCCAAUGGGAAUGCAAGCAGCACAGCAACAACCUCAACAGCAAGGUGGCCAAGGAAUGCCAGCUGGCAUGCCAAAUUAUAUGAUGACCUCAAAGUUCAUGCCUCAAUAUAGCGCAUAUUUGGGUCGAAUGCAGUCUGGUGAUGUUAAAAAAGAAGAGGGAGCAGCACCGGCAGGUGCUUCAGGUCCACAGGAAGCUGGUACUGAUGUAACAGGUGGAGACAAGGAGGCAGAUAAGAAGCUUCCAAUUCGCUAUCCAAUGGGCAUGAUGCCAAUGCAACAGGGAGCUCCAGGAAUGCCUCUACCACAGGCAAAUCAGGGUAUGCCCAUGCAGCACGGAGUUGUGCCCACGCCACAGCCUAUGCAUCCUGGAGUAGGAUCUGCUGGUACUCUACAGGGUGCACCACCUGGAAUGCAAUUUCCAAUGCCACCGUAUGGCAUGCAGCCUGGAAUAGUUGGUCCAAGUGGAAUGUAUUAUGGUCCUCGUUUGAUGGUUGGUAAUGCAAUUGAUGGAAUUCCAGCCCUCAGACAUGCAAGUAGUCAGUUCAAGAGUGUACAUCAAAUGCUUGAUGCACUUGCUACACAACCACGCAAGAAGAAGAAACCACAGCGUUCCCGUGAGGUCAAAAAUGAGGAUCCAGAUUUUAAAAAUGUACUCCAAGAGUACUUUUCAGCUGAUGGUUCAGACGAUGCAAGCGAUGAUGAAUACGUUUUAGGAAGAGGUGUAAAGAGUUUGGAAAUGAAUGGGAUUAGGAGGAGUGGUAGAACACGCACAAAAAAUCAAAGGUAUGAUGAGUAUGCUGAGUCUGACGCAGAUACCUUUGAAGAACCCACUGUAAAGGUAAAUGUAACUGGCCCUCGACGCAAGCGAGGCCCAGCAUUGGGCACUCAGAACCGACGUCCAGUUAAACCUGCACCAAAUCCGUAUGCACGCACAAAUUAUGUGACAUAUGAUAGCUCAGAUGAAGGCUCACAAUAUUCCGCUGGACGCAAAGAUGAUGAAAACUUUGAAGGAUAUAAUAAGGAUGAAUAUGAUAUGGUAGUCUCUGGCUUAUCCCUAAGACACCGCAAGCAGCGUAUUAAUUAUGCAGAAAUGGAAAAUGAAGAGUACUCUGAUGCCGGUUCUGUGGAAGAAUCCGCUGAACAAAAGGAAUCAACUGGUGGUAUUGACAGAAUUAUCAACCACAGAGUUAAUGAUGAGGGUGAGACAGAGUACCUAAUUAAAUGGCAAGGUUUCGCACAUAUCCAUAAUACAUGGGAUUCCUAUGAGAAUUUGAAGGAAUACAACGGCAUUAGGAGGUUAGAUAACUACAUUAAGAGGCUCAAGAAUCAGGAAGAUAGGCAACGGUACAUGAGUUUGGAUGAAAUUGAACAAGAAAAUAUCGCUGCUGGUUUGCAGAGACAAAUCGAUGAAGAUGCAUUACAAGCAGAAAGACUCAUUGUGCACUACAAGGAUGAAGAGACAGGAAAGUUAGUCUAUCUUGUAAAGUGGCGCAGUUGCCCAUAUGACCAGUGCACUGAAGAAGAAGAGGAUGUGCUCAGGGAACAUGGAUUCAGUGAUUUAAUUGAUGCGUAUCACAAGCGUGAAGACAGAAUUUGUGGAGAUGCUGCCAGGAGUAUCCCAUGGAAUACACACUCUAUUAGUUUGACAAAGUUUGAGCCUUAUCUUCAGACGCCACCUUAUCUAUGCAACCCAGACUAUUUGGAGCAGCUUGGAUACAUUCGCAGACCCGGUCCUGUGAAGGUUGAAGGAGCGCCUGGUGAUGGAAUGGUUAAACCGGAAGAAGUAAAGGGAGAGGUACCAGUACCAGGAAGAAAGCUCCGCGAUUACCAGUUGACUGGUCUCAACUGGAUGGUUAACCGCAUGAAGCGUGGUCUUAGUGUCUUGUUGGCAGACGAAAUGGGACUAGGAAAGACUGUCCAAACAAUUAGUUUGGUUGGUCAUUUCAUGUACAAGGAAUUUCUCAUUGGUCCAUAUCUUAUAAUUGUACCUCAGUCCACCAUUGACAACUGGAUGAGAGAAUUUGAGACGUGGUUGCCUCAGGCUAAUGCUGUGUGUUACUAUGGUAAUGCUAGUGCUCGUGAGAUUAUAAGACAGAGGGAACUUUGCAGAGUUUUUGUACCCGGAAAGGGUGAACGUUAUCGCUGCGAUGUUUGCAUUACGACUCCAUCGAUUAUUAAUGCCCCUGUCGACCUUGAAUUUUUGCGUAGAAUUUCAUGGCAACUUAUGGUUGUUGAUGAAGCCCACCAACUCAAGAAUAAGCAUUCAAAGCGUUUUGUAGAGUUGAUGCAGUUUAUGGCUGACUACAAGUUGUUGUUGAGUGGUACGCCUUUACAUAAUAACUUGGAAGAACUUUGGACCCUUCUUCACUUUAUCAAUCCGCAAAUAUACACUUACUAUGAAGAUUUUAGACGGAGAUAUAGUGAUGUUGAAAAUCCUGCUGCCAUUGGAGAGAAUAAGCAAAAGCAGCUAUUGUCACUUCAGCAGGAAUUACACGAAUUUGUCCUUCGUAGGGUCAAGAGAGAUGUUGAGAAGUCCCUUCCGAACAAAGUUGAGCGCAUUUUGCGUGUGGAACUUUCACCCAUGCAGAUUGAGUGGUACAAGAAUAUUUUGGCCAGGAAUUACGAAGAAUUGGCCAAGAAUAGUGGUGGUUCGAGGAGCUCACUACAGAACAUAUGUAUGGAACUCAAAAAGGUUUGCAAUCACCCAUUCUUGUGUUAUGAACCAGAAGAUCGGCAGCAAUGGCUCAAUGGUCUCAUUUAUGGUUCUGGAAAAAUUUGUCUCCUGGACAAGUUACUGCAGAGACUUAAAGAGAAGGGACAUCGCGUUCUCAUUUUCUCACAAAUGGUUCGCAUGUUGAAUAUAAUUUCAGAGUACUUAACUCUUAGAGGAUUUAAGCACCAGCGCCUAGAUGGCACUAUGGGCAAAGAGGUUAGAAAGAAGGCUAUGGACCACUUUAAUGAUCCAAACAGCGAUGAUUUCUGUUUCCUUCUUUCGACAAAGGCAGGUGGUCUUGGUAUUAAUCUUACCACUGCUGAUACUGUCAUUAUUUAUGACAGCGAUUGGAACCCGCAAAAUGAUUUGCAAGCGGAAGCUAGAGCACACAGAAUUGGUCAAACUAAAACUGUUCAGAUUUAUAGGCUUGUGACAAAGGAUAGUAUAGAACAGACUAUUUUGGAGAGAGCCAAAACGAAAAUGGUUCUAGACGCCCUCGUUGUUCAGGGUCUCAACAAAAAGAGUGAUGCUGUGGUAUUUCAAGAUGAUAUGGGGAAAUCAGGUUUCUCCAGAGAGGAGUUGGCAAAGAUUCUCAAAUUCGGUGCAUCUAAACUCUGGUCUACUGCCAACCCCGCCAAAGCCUCUGCCGAUGGUCUGGACAUUGAUUUGGAUAAGGUUUUGGAGGAAGCUGAGUUGACAAAGGAAAACGACAGCGAUUUAGCCGCAGACUUGUUGAGUUCCUACACGAACAUCACAGAAUUCAGAUAUGAACCACCAGAGGGCCAGAUUGAGGCAUCUUCUGAGAAUGACAAGGAGUUUUGGGAAGCAACAAUCCCUCUCGAGGAGCGUGUCAAGCUUAAGAAAAAGAAGGAAGAAGAGCUCUUGGUCAUGGGACCAAGGAGAACCAGAGCGAAGGAGGUUGGUGCCAUGGAAACUGAUGACUUUUCUGAUGAUGAGGGAGAUGCAGACUUCCAGCCACGUAGGGGCAGAAGAGCUAGCACCGAAGAAGGCGCACAAGAAGAGGUGGGAAGUCGCAAGCGUGGCCGCAAGGUUACCAAGAAGGUUGUUUUGACUGUCAAGGACCGUAUUAAAAUUCACAGAUCGCUCUGCAAGUUUGGUGUUCCAGAACUCCGUCUAAAGGAUAUUCACGCUGAUACCAAACUUACAAAGGUUGACCCUAGAGUCAUUUUGAAUGAAUGCCAAAACCUUAUUGAUAUGUGCAAGGCCAGGAUAGCUUCUGCAGAUGGGGAAGAUGAUGUAGUCGAAGAGGAGGAAGUUGAUGCCGCUCAAAACAGUACUGUGGCUGCUGCCAAGAAGAGGUCCAGGAGAUCAUCAAAGACCAUUGAACUAGGCGAAGUAAAAAUUUCACCUGCAGAUUUCUUGGAGAAGUUGACGUUAUUAGAAGCUCUAGAACAAUGGGGACGUUCCCAAGGUGGACCCAACUGGGCAAAACUUGAAAAUUCUGAGCUUACUGUCCCAUCUGAAAUCAUUGAAUACAUGAGUGAGGGUAAGGAAACGUGGACAAAUGACGACUGCAUCAACCUACUCAAGCUUGUUCAUAUUUACGGUUAUGGAUACUGGACGCUAAUGUGUGCAGAUAAGACACAUUGCGUAGGUGUUCUCAAGGAUUUGAAGCAUGAUCGAGCAAAGGCACGUGCUCUUCGCAUUCUCAAGGUGCUCUUGGAUUACAGGAGUGGACAUGUUAUUGCUAAACCAACCAAGAGAAAGAAGGCCAAGGUUCCACAAGAGGGUGAAUCUGGGCAGCCUGUAGUUGUGCCAGCCGGAGAACCCUCCGAGCCUGAUGCUAGCGGUGAUGUGGCUACUGCAGGAGACGACGAUGGAGAGUCUAGUACAAUCUCAAUUGAGGAUAUGCUAAUUUCAGGGGAGCCGUUGCACAAGGAACACUAUCCUUUGGCUGUAAAGUGGGCACUCAAGGGAUCUAGAGAUAUGCUCAAGAGGCUAAAGCAUCUAAAGGAGGAAUGCAAGGGUGAACCUCUGGAGAAUGAGCAACUCAGGGGAGAAUUGGAAAAUGCAAUUCCAGAGCUAAAUAAGCUCAUCGAAGCUGCUGUUGGCAUUUGUACAGAUGAAGGAACCGCAACCAAGCUAAAGUCUGCUUGCUGGAGAUUUAUUGCAAAGCUUGUAAAUGCCACACCUGAACAGGUUCAAGCAUUACAUGAGGGUAAUGCAGAGUCUGUCUAG